This is a messenger RNA of Solea solea (common sole), 4357 nucleotides long. RefSeq names its product kinesin family member 28 (gene kif28). NCBI's taxonomy places the organism in Eukaryota, Metazoa, Chordata, Actinopteri, Pleuronectiformes, Soleidae. Gene Ontology annotation, molecular function: ATP hydrolysis activity; microtubule binding; microtubule motor activity. The record is from RefSeq and is a predicted model, not a curated record. Gene Ontology annotation, biological process: cytoskeleton-dependent intracellular transport; microtubule-based movement. Gene Ontology annotation, cellular component: kinesin complex; microtubule. The coding region runs from base 522 to 3623 and encodes 1033 amino acids. The transcript has 27 exons.
UGAUGUAAAUGCAGGUGUUUGGUAUUAUGUGUAACUGUCCUUUAGACAUCUGACUCCUGCUUCCCAGCGAACUUGUGUGCACUCAAUAAUUUACCGUGUUGGAGAUGGAGAAAGUGAAACCAUCUCCAUUACUUCACUCCAUUAACAAUUUACUGCAUUCUAUACUGAUCUCUAAUGAACAGUGCUUAAAAUAAAUGACAAAUGUGAUAUUUGAUUUUGGCAAUAAUACACGACAAACCCUGGCAAUCGUUUUUACGUCAUAUUGAGCCGUUCAUCAGCCACUUUAUUAUAUAAUAAGUCAUUUCUUCAUGUAACCCACCGUUUUAUGAAGGGGAAGAGCAACAGAUUUCCUUUAUUUCAAGUUAUUUCCUUGCAGACUUCCUCUGUAUGUACGCUGUGGACCACAGUCUCUGCCACACAGUCAUGUGUGUCUAUGUGUGAAUGUAACUGGAGCCCAGUUGUUUGCUGUUCCCUGUCCUGUGUGAGGUUUUGUGAUCACAUCAGUCAUCCGUCUGCGCACAAUGAGGCCGAGAGCGUCAGACAUGAUCAGCAAAGACUGUGUCAGAGUGGCGGCCAGAGUCCGACCCUUUAACAAGAGGGAGAAGGAUGCUGGCAGCCGCUGCGUCGUCUCCAUGGUUUCCAGCUCCAUCACCAUCCAGGACCCGCGUGACCCUCAGAACCGCCGCUCGUUCUGCUUCGACUUUGCCUACUGGUCCCACAGCGGCUUCAUUCAGGAUCGCAGCGGCCUGUUUGUGCCCGAGGAGGCCGACGGACGCUACGCUGACCAGGACAGUGUUUUCCAGGACCUGGGAGAAGGAAUACUUGAAAAUGCACUACAGGGUUAUAAUGCUACUCUGUUGGCCUAUGGACAGACUGGCUCUGGGAAGAGUUACUCGAUGGUGGGCUAUGGCCCGAACAAAGGCCUGGUCCCCAAACUCUGUGACCGACUCUUUGAGGCCAUUCGAGGAAACCAGGAAACCAGACAGUGUCAGGUGUUUUUCAGUAUGAUGGAAAUCUAUAAUGAGCAGGUGAUCGACCUGCUGUCUCAGGGGUCACGUACUUCAGGCGGGCUCCGAAUCCGCGAGGAGCAGCAAAGAGGUUUCUAUGUGGAGGGUCUGCGUACAGUUCCAUGUGACAGCGCACCACAGGUGGAGCAGUUAAUGGAACAAGGAACCAGGACUCGAACCACAGCUGCCACUCACAUGAACGCCAACAGCAGUCGCUCGCACAUGCUGAUCAUUCUACAGCUCAAACAGAUCUUUUCCAAAGAGAACAUCACAAAACAGUCCAACGUUAAUCUCGUGGACCUGGCCGGCAGCGAGCGUCAACGGUCGUGUGGCUCUGAGGCGGAUCGACUCAAAGAGGGCACAGCCAUCAACCUGAGCCUCACCACGCUGGGAAACGUCAUUAGUGCUCUGGCUGACGUGGCAGUCGGGAGGAAGGUCAUCCAUAUUCCCUACAGAGACUCGGUUCUCACAAAGCUGCUGCAGUCUGCACUGGGGGGCAACAGUCGCACCGUCAUGAUUGCCACGCUGAGCCCUGCCGACAUCUGCUACGAGGAGUCACUUUCAACGCUGCGCUAUGCUGAGAGGGCAAAGCGUAUCCAGAACCGGCCAGUGGUGAACGAGAGCCCCACCGAGCGUCUGGUCAAAGAGCUGAAGGCUGAGAACGCCAGACUGCUGCAACGACUGAGUCGCCUCGGUCAGGAGGGACGAAGAGCCAACGACGAGACCAAGGAGCUCCGACAGCUGCUGACCAACAACGAACUCCAGAUCAGAGCCAUUCAGACUCUGUGGGAACAACACCUGCAGGAGGCGCUGCGAGACUGGGAGCAGCAGUACGCUAACAUCACACAGGAGAGGAGGAUGAUGCAGAUGCAUCCCUACGUCCUCAACAUUAACGAGGACGCUCAGCUGUCUGGUGUGGUCAAGCUAUUCAUCCGGGAGGGGGAAUGGGACAUCGGCCUGUGUGACUCCUCACCAAGAUCCAUCGCUAUCAAGGGCCUAGGGAUCCAGGAGCGUCAUGUCGUUUUCAGAAAUGAACAGCGCCGAGUCACACUGACCCCACACCCAGGGUCAAGGGUUAUUGUCAAUGGACAAGCUGUUUCCCAGACAGCUGAGCUGCAGCACCUGGAUCGUCUCAUUCUAGGAUCUAACUGCACCUACCUGUUCAUUGGUUUUCCCUCAGAGAGGGGCGGGGACGAGUGGAGUCGCUAUGACUAUGACUAUUUUCAGUCUGAGGUGGCGGCUGCUGAAGGCAUCCACCUGGGUGAGUCCAACACCGGCUGCAGUCAGACAGACCCCAGUCUCCUGGCUGUUUUCUACGACUACAUUAAACUGAUGCCAAUGGUGGCUGAAGCCAAUCAGAUGAGUCAGGAGCUGAACAAGGGGGUGGAGUUUAAGUUGGAGAUCAAGAAUUUGGCGCUGUCCGAUUCAAAAGGCCACGAUCUGGAGAAAGACAUCGUGGUCAGAGUCACCUCAGUUGGGAAAAAACAGGUGUGGAUAUGGUCCAAGGCCAAGUUUGUGAACCGUAAAUUCCUGAUGGAAGACGUUUACCAGCAACAUCAGGCUGAGCAGAGAGAAACCCCUACCGUAGAGGGACUGACGUCAGCUGCAUUACCCAGAGAUAAAGACCCGUUCUGGGAUCCAGUGGAGCCUCUGCUCCUUGGUACUGCUCACCUGUGGCUACAGUCUUUGGCCUUCCGCAUCCCACUGGAGGAGCAACUGGAGGUGCUGGGGUCAGAGGGCACAGAGGAGGCCAUUCUUCAAGCACAGCUGGUUCCCUGCAACUCCACUGGACUCCCACUCAGUGAGGACGACAUCCUGAUCGACCCGUCUGAGUUACUGGGACGGCGGCUGGACUUUCAGCUCGUUCUGGAGCAGUGUUGUGGUCUGCGCUGGAUCAGAGAGGCCCGAAACAGAGGGGUUCAGAUUGGUUUCAGUUUGUUUGACUGUAGCCAGCCCCUCUACACUCCAGCUGUGUGGCACAACGUCAACCCUCUCCUGGAUCACAGAGUUCACUUUGCGUCAAUCAACACGUCCCAGCGUCUGCUCGACUACCUGCAGAGCAGUGCUGUGGUGCUGGAGCUGUGGGGUCUUCAAGAUGGUUGUACAGACUUGGCAUCAUCUCUGGAGAGAGUGAGGAUGACCACAGAGGGCGUGUUUAUCAUCGAUGACGCGGACCCGACAAGUGCCGCAGGUGUAAAUUCUCCAGAGCUCAGCUGUGCAGUGCGAGCUCUUCAACAGGACGUGGAAGAACUAAAGAGUGUUAAUGCGUCACUGAGGAAGGAAAAUCACAGUCUGAGAGAACAACUCAAUACAGCCAGGAACGGUGGUGAUGUAGGGCGUGGUCGCUCGCUGCGUCCCAGCUGCGAUGCAGAAUUUGCUCGCGCUCUCAAGGUUUUCUACCACAGUAUGACCUCAGUCAGAGCUCAGCUGCAGCGCCUGCGCAGACACAGGCCCAGUGAGGACUCUGACCUGCUGGGACUCAGACUGUUCACAGACGAGCAGAGUCGUCUGCUGAGGGACUUUUCAGAGCAGCUGGAGCAGAGCGUCUGCACGCUCAAACAAGACGUCGCCGCCAUUGUCCGGCGGAAACGGGAACGAUCGGGAAUCUGGUCCUGAGCCGAGUCACGGUCCCUCUGGUCAUUCUUUGUUUAUUCUACAGCACUGCAGGAUUGUGAACCGCAGGAUGAGGAUAGUGGCACAUCACUGCGUAACUGUAGUGUGUUUUAUAUAAUGUGGUUGCUGAACUAAAAUUUGAUAGAAUAGAGUAGAAUAUAAUCUCAUUCAUAUCUUUGUCAUUGCACAUUCACAUUCAACAGGAAAUUGGAUACAGUCCUGUCAGUGCCACAUCUGCUUAUAUAUAGAAAAAAACAUUUCACAUUCUACAUUUGCUUUAAGUAUGUUUAUGUCUCUCUGGUUAUGUUAUGUUAUGAUAUUUGCAAGGUUUUCAUCUGUACCUUCACAAUGCCGUAAUAAACUAGACCAAUCAUUUGAUUCAGACCACAUGGAAUAAUUAGCCUGUGUCUGUCACUUAUAAUAUAUGUAAUUGCCAAAAACAGUGAUAGUUCCACCACAAUGACUGAAUAAAGACGUGGCUCUGACGAGAGAGCUCUUCCACACUUACAGUCCCUAGCUUUAAAGGAAAGGAAAAUGUAAUGGUUUAAAUAUGAUGUUAUUUAAGGUGGGCAUUAUUUUGUCUUAGCAAUUCACCCUUCAGAAUGAAUGCAAAAAUCACAAAAGCAAUGAAAGUCUAUAAAAUGUUUAUUAGACUGCAUGUGAAACAGGUCAUUACAGUCCCAAAAUGCAAAUAAAUUAAAAGCCAAAGUACAACUCCGGUUUCAGAAUUCAGAAAA